AUGAGGGCGCAGUCAGACCUUUCGCCCUCCUCAGUCAGUGAGCUUCGCUCCAAACUGAAAGGUGUUCGUGUCGAGGUUGGCUCGUUGGUUUCCUUUCGCGACGAACCAGCUUUUGAAAUGGUGAUGCGGUUAAACAAGCGACACAACGGAAAUCUUGUCUCUGCUGUCCUCUCGAAAGGAAAUGCGGCGUGUGGCUUGGGAGGGGAUGCAUCUGGAAGUGGGGAAGGAAUCGGCGAAGGUCGCGUGAUGGCGGACCGAUCCAGACACGUGGAAGAACUGCGCAUGGUUUUCAUCCCAAAAGCCUAUGGCGCUUUUCUCGAGGAUGAGAUGCAGAAGUGGCUGGAUCCAUUCCGUGGUCGAGGCGAAGCAAACAGAACCAAACGAAAACGCGAUGAGGUUGACGACAACGAAGUGACAGACAUUGAUAGCGACGUAGAUACUGAUGAAUGUGACGACGCCGAUUCUUUCCGGUCAGUCUAA
Trypanosoma brucei brucei TREU927 is the source of this 480-nucleotide messenger RNA. RefSeq lists its product as hypothetical. The transcript has a single exon. The coding region runs from base 1 to 480 and encodes 159 amino acids. The record is from RefSeq and is a predicted model, not a curated record. NCBI's taxonomy places the organism in Eukaryota, Euglenozoa, Kinetoplastea, Trypanosomatida, Trypanosomatidae.